Molecule: messenger RNA, 1557 nt
Organism: Lottia gigantea (owl limpet)
Lineage: Eukaryota; Metazoa; Mollusca; Gastropoda; Lottiidae
Exons: 10
Coding region: 1-1557 (518 amino acids)
Biological process (GO): proteolysis
Cellular component (GO): lysosome
Molecular function (GO): cysteine-type peptidase activity
Source: RefSeq, a predicted model, not a curated record
AUGGGUUCAACAUUGAAUAUUUUAGUUAUUUUAGGAUGUAUAUUAGUGCCUUUUAGUUUUAGUAAUUUUUUAGAAUGGGGUCCGGAUUUGGAGGGACCAUGGUGUGCCACCAGACCUAUAGAACAAUGCUGUCCUGGAAGAGAUGAUGAAUGUACGGUUCCAAUAUUAGGUACUAAAUGUUACUGUGAUAUAUUUUGCAAUGAAACUGCUGAAGAUUGUUGUCCAGAUUUUUGGAAUCUGUGUUUAGGGGUGACUAGACCGACGCCUUGGCCACUUACAACUACCACCAGCAGAGUUCCAAUCAAUAUAUUAUGUAAUGUCUACUGGUUCAAAUGCACGAAGUUGCACUUUUCCUCACAUUGGGAGUGUUCUAAUGAUGAUUGUUUACUUGAAGCAGAUCAUAUAACACAGAUAAAUAAUGGUCCAUAUAGUUGGGUUGCCAGUAAUUAUUCCGAUUUCUGGGGUUUAACUCUUGAAGAUGGUGUAAAAUAUCGCUUGGGAACGUUUCCACUCGGUAGCAAUGUGGUUCAGAUGACCCCAUUACGUGUGAAACUGACCGAUGUGCUUCCAGAAUCAUUCGAUGCCAGAACUAAAUGGCCCAGUUACAUCAAACCUAUUAGAGAUCAGGGAAAUUGUGGUGCAUCUUGGGCCUUCUCAACCACAGCUGUAGCAUCAGACAGAUUAGCAAUAGAAUCAUUGGGUGAAAUAAAAGACGAACUAUCAGCACAACACAUGUUAUCAUGUAAUGUUCGAAAACAGAAAGGUUGUGAAGGUGGGAAUUUAGAUAGAGCUUGGUGGUUUCUUAGAAAAACUGGUGUGGUUACAGAAGAAUGUUAUCCUUAUGAAAGUGGUGAUACUACUGACAAAGGUGAUUGUUUGGUAUCCAGAAGAAAAAGUAAUACAACCUGCCCUAGUAGAAUACUGUAUAAAGAAAAACGACGAUAUAAAGCAACACCACCGUACCGUAUAGCACCAAAGGAAAGAGAAAUAAUGAAAGAGAUUAUGGAUAAUGGACCUGUACAAGCAACUUUCAUGGUAAAAUCAGAUUUCUUUAUGUAUAAAAAUGGUGUGUACAGAUAUUCUAAUAUAAGUUUCGAUGAAGAGCCCGCAGUUUACCAUUCUGUUAGAAUCAUUGGAUGGGGUGUCGAGAGAACAAUAUAUGGUGACAUUCUCAAAUACUGGAUUUGUGCCAAUUCAUGGGGAACGCAAUGGGGAGAAAAUGGCUACUUUAGGAUUAUCAGAGGAAGAGAUGAAUGUGAAAUCGAAUCCUACAUAGUUGGUGUUUGGGGUCAGAUAUCUGGCGAUGCCUCACUAAGAACACUUCUUACCAGGGGCAGACGCCGUCGUCUCUUUGCAGAAAGAUCUUUGAGAAAUUUAAGAGUAAACUCUAUGGCUAAAGGACGUAAAUCAAGGUCUCGGCAAGUCGGCCGUAAGAAAGUCAAAAGAGGAAGGAAAAGUAGGGAGGAGCGAAGGAGAUUGAGGCAAGAGCAUAGAAAUAAAAGGAAACUUAGACGACAAUCCAGAAAACAGGACAGCGAUAGCCAAAACACAGUUUAG